AUGUAUACAUCAUCAUCUCCUCUUCCCAGAACAACCAAUCCUAACAAACUCUUUUCUAGAACCUUCCCCGCUUCUCCUCAUUCUCUAACUGCUCACUCAUCUCGCAAUUUUCGAUCAUUCUCUUGUUCCUUUCGCCACCUCAACCGCCGCCUCCAUUGUAAUUCUCCUCUCACUCUUCGUCCUCAGAUCAGAGCCGUCGCUCCCGCAGUAGAAAGUUUCCACCGCAAAAUCGCUACCACGGCCACUGAAAAUCCCUUUAAGGGAAACUUGACAAGUCUUCCUAAGCCAGGUGGUGGCGAGUUUGGAAAAUUCUAUAGUCUUCCUUCACUCAAUGAUCCAAGAAUUGACAAGUUACCAUACUCGAUUAGAAUUCUCCUUGAAUCCGCCAUUCGCAAUUGCGAUAACUUCCAAGUCACUAAAGAAGAUGUUGAAAAGAUUAUUGACUGGGAAAACACAUCCACUAAGCAAGUUGAGAUUCCUUUCAAGCCUGCACGUGUUCUUUUGCAGGAUUUUACUGGAGUGCCAGCUGUUGUCGAUUUGGCGUGCAUGCGAGACGCUAUGAAUAAGCUUGGCAGUGAUUCAAACAAAAUCAAUCCUCUGGUUCCUGUUGAUCUCGUCGUUGACCAUUCAGUUCAAGUUGAUGUGGCAAGGUCAGAAAAUGCAGUGCAGGCUAAUAUGGAACUUGAAUUCCAGAGAAACAAGGAGAGAUUUGCUUUUCUUAAAUGGGGAUCAACGGCAUUCCGUAACAUGCUUGUUGUUCCUCCUGGUUCUGGUAUUGUACAUCAGGUCAAUCUUGAAUAUCUUGGACGAGUAGUUUUCAACAAUGAGGGUUUACUCUAUCCUGAUAGUGUGGUAGGGACUGAUUCACAUACAACUAUGAUAGACGGGCUUGGUGUUGCUGGAUGGGGUGUUGGAGGUAUUGAAGCUGAGGCAGCAAUGCUUGGUCAGCCUAUGAGCAUGGUUUUGCCUGGAGUUGUUGGAUUCAAGCUAUCUGGAAAUCUGCGCAAUGGUGUUACAGCAACUGAUUUGGUUCUAACUGUGACACAAAUUCUUAGAAAGCAUGGUGUUGUAGGGAAGUUUGUUGAAUUUUAUGGUGAUGGUAUGAGUAAAUUAUCUUUAGCUGACAGAGCAACUAUUGCUAACAUGUCUCCUGAAUAUGGUGCCACCAUGGGCUUCUUUCCCGUGGAUCACAUUACAUUACAAUAUCUCAAGCUAACUGGGAGAAGUGACGAGACUGUAACGAUGAUAGAGUCUUAUCUCAGGGCAAACAGACUGUUUGUUGACUAUAAUGAGCCGCAACAAGAUAGGGUAUAUUCAUCAUAUCUUGAAUUAAACCUGUCCGACGUAGAACCAUGUAUCUCAGGACCAAAAAGACCCCAUGACCGGGUUCCUUUGAAAGAAAUGAAGGCCGACUGGCAUGCAUGUCUUGAUAACAAAGUUGGAUUUAAGGGAUUCGCUAUACCAAAAGAGGCACAAGGAAAAGUUGUGAAAUUUGAUUUUCAUGGGCAGCCAGCAGAGCUCAAGCAUGGUAGUGUAGUGAUUGCUGCAAUCACAAGCUGUACGAAUACAUCAAACCCAAGUGUUAUGCUUGGGGCUGGCCUUGUUGCAAAAAAGGCUCAUGAGCUUGGUUUGCAGGUCAAGCCUUGGGUUAAAACAAGUCUUGCUCCAGGCUCUGGAGUUGUUACUAAAUAUCUACUCCAGAGUGGACUGCAAAAGUAUCUGAACGAACAAGGAUUUCAUAUUGUUGGAUUUGGCUGUACAACAUGCAUUGGCAAUUCAGGGGAUCUGAAUGAAUCUGUUGCUUCUGCCAUCUCAGAUAAUGACAUUGUAGCAGCUGCUGUGUUGUCUGGGAACCGUAAUUUUGAGGGUCGAGUUCAUCCCUUGACAAGAGCUAAUUAUCUGGCCUCACCUCCUCUGGUUGUUGCUUAUGCUCUUGCUGGCACGGUUGACAUUGAUUUUGAGAAGGAGCCAAUUGGGGUGGGGAAGGAUGGCAAGAAUGUCUACCUGAGGGAUAUCUGGCCAUCUACCGAAGAAAUUGCAGAGACUGUUCAAUCUAGUGUCUUACCUGACAUGUUCAGAAGUACAUAUGAGUCUAUCACAAAGGGAAACCCUAUGUGGAACCAACUACAAGUUCCAGCUGACACUCUCUACUCUUGGGACUCCGACUCAACAUAUAUUCAUGAGCCUCCAUAUUUCAAGAACAUGACCAUGGAUCCUCCCGGAUCUCAUGGUGUGAAUGAUGCCUAUUGCCUGCUAAACUUUGGUGACAGUAUAACCACCGAUCAUAUUUCUCCAGCUGGAAGCAUUAACAAGGACAGUCCUGCUGCCAAAUACCUCCUAGAGCGCGGGGUUGAACGCAAAGACUUUAAUUCUUAUGGAAGUCGUCGUGGCAAUGAUGAGGUGAUGGCGAGGGGAACCUUUGCCAACAUUCGCCUUGUUAACAAACUCUUAAAUGGAGAAGUUGGCCCUAAGACAGUGCACAUUCCAACUGGGGAGAAGCUUUAUGUGUACGAUGCAGCAAUGAGAUACAAGGCUUCUGGGCAAGACACCAUUGUUCUAGCUGGAGCUGAAUAUGGCAGUGGAAGUUCUAGAGAUUGGGCGGCCAAAGGUCCAAUGUUAUUGGGGGUCAAAGCUGUGAUAGCUAAAAGUUUUGAGAGAAUUCAUCGCAGUAACUUGGUAGGAAUGGGUAUUAUUCCUCUUUGCUACAAACCCGGGGAGGAUGCAGACACAUUGGGAUUGACUGGUCAUGAACGUUAUACAAUUGACCUUCCAGAUAAAAUCAGUGAGAUCAAGCCUGGCCAAGAUGUCAAAGUCACAACUGAUAGUGGAAAAUCUUUCACCUGCAUUGCACGCUUUGACACCGAGGUGGAACUUGCUUACUUCAACCACGGAGGAAUUCUUCCAUAUGUCAUACGCAACCUCAUUAAGCAAUGA
Messenger RNA from Vicia faba (fava bean), 2934 nucleotides. Lineage: Eukaryota; Viridiplantae; Streptophyta; Magnoliopsida; Fabales; Fabaceae. The record is from the annotation of a GenBank genome assembly.